UGCGUGCCGCCUCGCGUCUCCGCCCUGGUUGCCAUAGCAGCGGGUUGGACGCGCGGCCAGCAUGGCGCUGCCGGACCCGGUCAGAAGGAGGCUGGGCUCCUUCAGCCGGACUGUGUUCAGCGACAGCAACCGCACCGGCCCGGAGCGCCGAGGCAGCGGCGGCAGCCUGGAUAAUGAAAUAGUCUCCAGUUUGCCAUUGCAGAUGUCCCUCUAUUUCAACCUUUACUUUUUCCCAUUUUGGUGGGUGAGCAGUGUUGUCAUGCUCCAGCUGAAGUACCCAGUCUUGCCAGAUUACUACAAGUUCAUCCUUGUCACAGUAAUCGUCCUAGCCUCUCUAAUUGAGGCCAUCCGACUGUAUCUUGGCUACGUGGGCAAUCUGCAGGAGAAGGUACCUGAACUGGCUGGCUUUUGGCUCCUGAGUCUCCUCCUGCAGUUGCCCAUAAUCCUCUUCGUGCUCUUUAAUGAAGAUUUGAAGAUCCAGCCACUGGAGCGAGCAGUCCACAUCAUUUUUGCCCUCUUCCUCACCUUCCAGAUCAUUGCAGCUUUUCUUGCCUUGAAAAGAAUGGUGAACCAGCUGGCAGUUCGUUUCAGCCUUAAUGAAUUUGACCAGCUGGACGAUCACCCCACAUCUGAUUAUCUAGCCCGAGAGAAGAAGAGAGUGCAGGCUUCAUGGCGGGUAGGACAAAAUUUUGAGGAGGCUCCUCCAUCAAAUAUUGAUUGGGAGUCUGCACUCAAGGCCUGACAGGUUACUAGGAUAGAGCCUCAGGAUGAACGUCUCUUGCUACUAUAGUCCCUUUAUUCCCAUUUCUUUGGCUCAUUCUCAACCUUCCUAGUUUUCAGAGAUCCUAAAAGUAGUUCUUCUGCCACAGCCAACAUUAAAGAUGGGAGAUUUGAACUUUGCUUGAACAUCACAUUAGCUCUGCCAGUUAUACAGUUGACUUCAUUUGUAUAUAGUUAUUCAUUGGAUGAAAUGCCUGCAGUGUGGGUCUUAUACUUAUGCAAACUUUAAUUUUUUUAAAUUGUGUACAAAAGAUAUUUACUGUUCAUAAUAUUGCACAAGGAUAUUUUGUUUACAAUAAAUUCAUAUUUUAUUCAUUUUAAUAAAACUUCACACUAUAUAGCUUC
Messenger RNA from Gopherus flavomarginatus (Mexican gopher tortoise), 1125 nucleotides. It is a transcript of the gene TMEM17, whose product is annotated as transmembrane protein 17. Bases 62 to 742 code for a protein of 226 amino acids. Gene Ontology annotation, biological process: non-motile cilium assembly. NCBI's taxonomy places the organism in Eukaryota, Metazoa, Chordata, Testudines, Testudinidae. The transcript is spliced from 4 exons. The record is from RefSeq and is a predicted model, not a curated record. Gene Ontology annotation, cellular component: ciliary transition zone.